Molecule: messenger RNA, 1901 nt
Organism: Mollisia scopiformis
Lineage: Eukaryota; Fungi; Ascomycota; Leotiomycetes; Helotiales; Mollisiaceae
Product: GTP-binding protein Obg/CgtA
Exons: 1
Coding region: 137-1774 (545 amino acids)
Cellular component (GO): mitochondrion
Molecular function (GO): GTPase activity; GTP binding
Source: RefSeq, a predicted model, not a curated record
GCAGGUGGUUAGCGGUGACAGACGGCAGAUUCGAAGUCGGAACUACGGUGGCCAAGAACUUUUUCUGUGCUGUCACUGAAUAACAUCAGAUUCAUCUGAGCUUCAACCAUCGACAGUCUUGUUCCAGAGGUUGAGAAUGCCCCCAAGAUGUCCUACUCCUCAAGGGACAUUGACACCUUUCUUGUAUCCUUUCUUCUUCUCUCAAACAACUAAAGCCUCCUUUCGACCACUUCUUUCUGCUAUUCGCAAACAGAACAAUAGCACGCACAUCGAACCUCUGCCAGAAUCCCACCUCAACCCUCCUCCGAGCGACUAUGGUCGAACUAUUUUCAGCGAUCGAGCAACUGUAACUCUUGUUGCAGGCUCAGGAGGACAUGGCUGUAUCUCCUUCCUCCGCGAAAAAUACAUAUCUGCUGGCCCUGCCAAUGGAGGAGAUGGUGGCAGCGGAGGUAACGUCUAUAUCCAAGCAGUGCGCGGCGAGACUUCGCUGCACAAGCUCGCUCGGCGAAAUAUACUGAAAGCUGGACGAGGGAAAAAUGGAAAGGGCAAAACGAAGGGAGGAGAGCGUGGAGAUGAUAUUGUUGUUCAGGUUCCUGUCGGUACUGUGGUGCGCGAAAUUUCACGAGUGGACCCCGUCGCGGACGAAGAAGCAAGGAGAAGAGUCGAGGGUGGGAAGGAGGAUGCGGUGGAAGGUGCAGAUGGAAAGGGGCCGUGGAAAUGGGAUCGGGAAAAGUGGUUAUUGUAUCCUGCUGUCACGCCAGAGGAUAUUGCUACCGCAGAUUUUCCAAAGCUUCCCAGAGGAAGAAGAUCACCAUUGGCUAUGGCGCAGGUAAAAGGACCAGUUGCUCUAGAUCUCAGUCGACCAAUGGACAGACCUCUUUUGUUGGCAGCCGGAGCUGUUGGAGGGCUCGGAAAUCCACAUUUCGUGUCAAAGACAGUGCCUCGACCAAAAUAUGCUACGAAAGGAGAGGAAGCUGUGCGAAUUACAUUAGAAUUGGAAUUGAAGCUCCUGGCAGAUGUUGGACUUGUGGGAUUGCCAAAUGCUGGGAAGAGUACUUUAUUAAGAGCUAUGAGCAACAGCCGAGCAAGGGUUGGAAACUGGGCCUUCACAACGUUACAGCCGAACAUCGGGACGGUAGUCUUGGACAACAACAAAGGACGGCCUUUGUCACAAGCUUCUCUUGAGAAUGGAGAGCCAAGAACGAAUUUCACAAUCGCCGAUAUCCCUGGUUUGGUUGAGGAUGCCCAUUUGGAUCGGGGUUUGGGGAUCAGUUUCCUACGACAUGUUGAACGGGCCAGAGUAUUGGCAUUUGUGGUAGAUUUAGGGAAAGGCGACGCGAUCAGCGCUCUCAAAGGGCUUUGGAAAGAAGUCAGCGAGUAUGAGCGAAUGAAAAUCGAGGAAGAGAAAGAGCUUAUUGAACCCAUUGUUCACUGGAGCCCUUUCACAUCCGUCGAAGACGCACUUACCAACCGCCAAGAGACGAUUAUCAUCAACUCAGGCCCCACUGUUGAGAAUCCUUUGGCACCAGAACUCCCCAGCAUUGCAGACAAACCAUGGUUCGUCGUCGCUACGAAGGCAGAUCUUCCUGAUACUCAGGAGAACUAUCAAAAUUUGAAGCAGUAUCUAGAGAGGGUGAAUGCUGGCGACGAGCCACAUCCAAAUGGGCAGACGAAUGUGUGGCCGAAGAGAGUUGAGGUUAUUCCUGUUAGUGCUAUCAAUGGACAUGGGGUGGAGAAGAUUACGGAAUGGAUUGUGGGGUUGUUGGACGCGUGAUCCAUGAGUUGUGACACAAUUCGUAUCUAUUGUAACUGUACUUUGAGUGAUACGUACGAUAAUAAUAUGGUUGUACGUAUAAUAUCAAGACUAGUAUUAUUGAAUCUCACUGGAAAUAUACAAAUAC